Messenger RNA from Mycena indigotica, 1839 nucleotides. RefSeq lists its product as uncharacterized. NCBI's taxonomy places the organism in Eukaryota, Fungi, Basidiomycota, Agaricomycetes, Agaricales, Mycenaceae. The record is from RefSeq and is a predicted model, not a curated record. The coding region runs from base 1 to 1839 and encodes 612 amino acids. The transcript is spliced from 6 exons.
AUGGCGGAAGGCGUUGAAUCGCCCUACCCGCAUCCGUUCCAUGCAGACGACAUGAUGGGUGAGGGCGAUCCGGGUAUGUGCUCCCCCAGAACCGCCCUCGAACUCAGAAUGUGCGCGUUGUCAUCCCAUAUUCGUCAGAAGUCGCGGUGGUGGGAGAAGUUUUGCGACGAAGCUAUCCGUGAAAAGUGGGUGGUGGAGGCAAAGGAGCAGCAGACGGAUCUCAAGUCUUGGGAGAAGUUGUCUGACAAUAUGCUCAACUUCGUCAUGGAGGAGCUGGGGACGUAUCAUGAGCUCAGGGACAUGGAGACCGGUAUUGAGUGUGGUCCCUACGAUGGAAUAUACCUUUCCGACACUCUUAUCUCUGAACAACUCCGCCAAGAGCUUAUUGCUGCCGUCAAGCCCCUCGAGCAGGUACCUCCCGAACGACAGGACUGGCACCCAGGCUCAGACGAACGCGUACUGGACCUUGUCCAUCCGUCACUCUAUCCCCUCAUCUUCAACCAGUCGUGGGGACUCGACGAAAACGACAAUCCCAUGACCUUCCCGCCACCGUCAGCCGAAGAGCUCGGGGUUGACGAGCAAUUCGUCUCUCAGCGCUUCCAGUGGCUUUCCUCCAACUUCAAGGUGGCUGCUGACGGCAACGUCACUUUGACCUCUCCAUAUAUCAACAACAUCGCUCCCAAUGAUGCUUUAGCGCUUGUGCCCGCUAUUGAAAAAGUUAUGUCCAAGGCUGUUUCCCUUUGGGAGCACGUUUUGGCAGCGAUGCGUGGUGGACAGACUCCAGAACGUGUCCGUCGCACUACCGACAAGAGAUACCUCUACGACACUGACGACAUUGACUGCAUCUGGCCUGACGAGCCCGAAUAUCCUCCCGAUGGAGAAGACGAGGAUGAUUGGCUGACGAGCAAUGGGGGCAGACUGGUGCUUCCAGAUGCCCCUAUGGUCUACGAUAGGGUCUUACCCGACUAUGAACCCGUAUCAUUGCGAGAGUCCAGGCUGCAGGUUAUUGUCAAACUUGCAAAUAUCAUGCUGACACCGGAAAAGCCUGAAUAUGGUGGGGGGAUUUGGCACGUCGAGGGGAUGGCUACGGAGUCCAUUGUCUCGACUUUCAUCUACUAUUAUGAGGCUGACAACAUCGAGCCCUGCGAUUUGCGCUUCAGAAUGGGGACAUCCGCUCCAGGCUACCAUGGUCAAGAUGACUAUUUUUGCAGUUCGGUACUUUAUGGGUUUACAAGGAACGAAUCGUGUGUUCAAGAUAUCGGGUCCGUGACCACCAUACCCCAUCGCUCCAUUGCCUUCCCCAACCUCUACCAACACCAAGUUUCGCCAUUUAAGCUUGUCGACCCGAGCAAACCUGGCGUUCGAAAGAUUCUCGUGUUUUUUCUCGUGGACCCGACGAAGGAGGUUGUGUCUACCAGUGAUGUGCCGCCCCAGCAGCUCCCCGUUUUGCGAGAAGCGCUGCUUUCGAUUGCCAGGGAGCCAACCUCGCGAUUGGCAAUGCUGCCCGUGGAGUUAAUUGACCUCAUCGCGAAGAUGGUGCCUGGGGUCAUGACGCUGGCGGAGGCAAAACGGGUGCGGGAAGAACUCAUGCAAGAGCGCUCGUUAAUGAUCGCAGAUGUUAAUAAGGAGUAUUUCGCCAGGGAAUUCAAUAUGUGGUAUGUACUUGCGAGCAUUAGUGGUGGGUGGGUAUUGAAGCAUCCGGGUCGGUUUCGGCCAACGUUUUGGAGCUGUUCGCUCAGUAGAUACGCAGUCGGAUGCAAUACGAGUGGGAAGUCUCUCAAUGCUCGAUUUAAACCCGGAAUUUCAUUAACCCCCGCGGAUACGAAGCGAGUGACAUAG